Messenger RNA from Epinephelus fuscoguttatus (brown-marbled grouper), 13984 nucleotides. It is a transcript of the gene mgat3b, whose product is annotated as beta-1,4-mannosyl-glycoprotein 4-beta-N-acetylglucosaminyltransferase b. The coding region runs from base 760 to 2661 and encodes 633 amino acids. The transcript is spliced from 5 exons. Gene Ontology annotation, biological process: N-acetylglucosamine metabolic process; protein N-linked glycosylation. Gene Ontology annotation, cellular component: membrane. Gene Ontology annotation, molecular function: beta-1,4-mannosylglycoprotein 4-beta-N-acetylglucosaminyltransferase activity. Lineage: Eukaryota; Metazoa; Chordata; Actinopteri; Perciformes; Serranidae. The record is from RefSeq and is a predicted model, not a curated record.
CACACUCGUCUCCACCUCCUUCUUGCCUGUCUGAUCAAAAGGUAGAAGGGGGGGUUAGAUGAUGAAGAAGUGAAAGAGGGGGGGGGUCCUAUUUUCUUAAGAGCGGAAAAAGCGUCACAGCGAGUGCAGAGCGCAGCACGGAGGACGGAAGAGAGGGAGACGCAUCACGGUGAGGGGGAGAUAGAGAAGACGGUGGGAGGAGGCGACAGCGGGUCGUAAACACGACAGAAAACGGCGAAUAGGACGGCAGAGAGCGGCGAUCACCCCCCACCGCCAACCCUCCUCAUCUCUCCAUCUCCAUCCUUGUCUGCGCCGUUCGGCUCAUCCCUUUGCGCACCGGAGCGGAGCGGUGUUUUCUGUUUUCUCUUUAUUUUAAUCCUCUCUGGACAAAACCUCUGCUCGGUCUGUCAGAGGAUAAACACCAGAAGCAAGAGAGGAGGCUGUGCCAUCACCACCGCCGACAGGAUCCACUGGAGGUGGUGCACGGGACGAUCAUCGGCGCAGGCGAUUCGGUGGAUAAAACCAAAGGAGGGGGUAAACACUACGAGAUGACCAUAGAGUAACCCGGCUGAAGCACACACACACACACACACACUGAGACAGAGAGAGACCCCGGCCGCCGGCUACCACCGAGACUCCAGCAUCACCAAUGCGAUGGCAUAGCGGUUUCUGCUGCAAGACUACCAGACUAGACUCAGACCAGCAGGGCUCGCAUCCACCAUGAAUCUCUGAAAGACAUCCGACACAGGCACAGAUGGGAUGAAAAUGCGGCGGCACAGGGUGUUCUUGCUCUGCACAGUGGGCCUGUGCGUCAUCUCCUUCCUCCACUACUACAAGGCCCUCCACUACGUCUCCCUGCUGCGCGAGCUCUCAGCGCCGUACCCCAACAUCAAGUCCUUCAUCAUGGUCACUGGCUUCUUCUGGAGGGAGAAGGGUGUAGGCACCACCCCGCUCAGCCCCGCCUCUCCUGAAGAGGCCCCUCCCCUACCCGUCCUCCGUCAACCGGACACCAAAGCAAGAGCUGUAGCGGGCGCUGUGGGAGGGGGAGGAGGAGGUGGAGGAGGAGGAGGGAUGGGGCUGGGGAUCGGCGGAGUUAUGGUUGGAGGUGCUGGGAUCGUUGGCAGCGCAGGGCUGGAGAUGAGGUUGAGGGAGGAGCCGGCGCCCCCUCACCCUUGGGAGAAACCAGAGGAGAAUGAGCGGGGAGACACUCCGAAUGAGGAGAGAGCUGAAGACCACUUGAAGCAGCGGAGCCCCAGUCACCCAGCCCAAGAUGCCGGGCCUGACCUCCCAGAGGUCCCAUUUGUGGAUAAAGAGCACCUGGACGUGUUGCUCAAAAAUCAGUUGCCAGACCCCAUAGAAUCCAUGGGAGACCUCCACACCCGCAAAUUCCAGCUUCAGGAUGACAAAACACCUUACUUUGUCCGAACCAAAGCUGGGGCCCUUUGCUUCAGGCAGGGGACAGAGGUGGCUACCCCAAAGGAGUACUCUAGGAAAUCAGGGGGGUCUGUGGCUAAUGGAGCCGGGGAUGGUGCCCGAGCUGCUGGGCAAAGGAAACCUCUGGAGGUCCAGCAGCAACCCUCCGUAGCUCCAAAAGCCAAGACGAGGGUCAGGGGCAACGGGAAGCGGCUGGUUAAGUGUGUAUGUCGGCCGGGAUGGCACGGACCUUACUGUGGGGUUCCCACCAUGGUGUACCACUCCAAUUUGCCCACCAAGGAGAGGCUGACGCCCAGAGAGACCCCACGGAGGGUGAUCAACGCCAUCAAUGUUAACCACGAGUUUGACCUGCUGCAUGUGCGCUUUCAUGAGCUCGCACAAGCAGUUGAUGUAUUCCUUAUAUGCGAAUCCAACUUCACUGCCUAUGGAGACAAACGGCCUCUGAGUUUCCUGCGGCUCCUUCUCAAUGGUACGUAUGACUACAUACGUCACAAGAUCCUGUACGUGUUCCUCGACCACUUUCCGGAGGGUGGUCGGCAGGACGGCUGGAUUGCUGAUGACUACUUGCGUACCUACCUGACACGCAACGGCAUGUCCAGGUUGAUUGGCAUAAGACCGGACGAUGUCUUCGUCAUCAACGACGCGGAUGAAAUCCCAGCACACGAGGGUCUGGUUUUCCUAAAGCUGUUUGAUGGCUGGACAGAGCCUUUUGCCAUCCACAUGCGCAAGUCACUGUACGGCUUUUUCUGGAAGCAGUUUGGCUCUCUAGAGGUAAUAUCAGGCUGCACAGUUGAAAUGCUCCGCGAGGUCUACGACGGCGACGGUAUCAAGCUCCGCCGUCGCGAAUACUACACCAUGCCGGGUUUCCGCAAGUACGAGAACGACACAGGCCACAUCCUGGUGCAGUGGUCAGUGGGCAGCCCCUUCCACUUUGCCGGGUGGCACUGCUCCUGGUGCUUCACGCCCCAGGGGAUCUACUUCAAGCUGGUGUCAGCGCAGAACGGAGACUUCCCGCGGUGGGGCGACUACGAGGACAAGCGUGACCUCAACUACAUCCGCGAUCUGAUCCGGACGGGGGGCUGGUUCGAUGGCUCCCUGCAGGAAUAUCCACCUGCGGACCCCAAAGAGCACAUGUACGCACCCAAGUACAUGCUGGAGCACUAUGACAGGUACCGCUACCUCCUGGAGAACCCUUACAGCAAAGUGUCCAGACUGAGUGAGGGCUAGGAGUUCAGCUAGGAACAGAUAGGUGAAAUAACUAGUAGGACCCAAGUGAGGCCUCAGCACUGAGUUUUGGGGGGGCGAAACGGUACUGAUGAACUACAUCUCUCAUUGGAGCAAUACUACAUGUAUCUCCACCAGGCAGCACUGAUGUUGCAGGGACUUAAAAUCUCUUAAAAAUAAUUAUUUUGGGGUCAAAAAAGGGAACACUGAAUCGCAUUCACCAUGGAUUUGCGGAGCGAACAUCGAGAGGAUACAACCACUGGAUAAACAAAAUCAUAAAUUUCCUCAUUCCUCCCUUUUUGGGGGAGGAGCCAAGCUAUCUCUCUUUUUGUCACCCCACCCCGUCCUCUCUUUCUUCGCCCGAGCCGAUUCCACACGCCUGCUGUCUGAGAGAAAGAGGCCGCGUCGGCGUAAAAAAAAAAAGAGGGAUAUUUCGCAGUCCUUAGAAGCCUGUGGAGAAACUUGGAAGUGAAGAAUUGUUUUUUUUUCCUGUCUGUGUUUACUGAAGUUUAUGGACUGGCUGAUGUUCCCACCUCACUCUUCACCUUCAGAUGUCUUCCUGUCAUAUUUGGUGACCUCCUUCCAGAAACAGACACACGUUCAGAUAUUAUUCUUGGGUCUCAGUAGAAAAGUAUAAAUCCUAUUAAACCCCGCUGGAGUACCCACUGCCAAAUGAAAAGGAAUGACUUGAUGGAGAAGCCUCAGCUCAUGUAUUCUCACUCAUCCACACGCACCUUAGACCUGUCUGUGUGUUUGUAAAAAGUGUGUGUGUGUGAGAGAGUGUGGUCUGUCUUAGUGUCAUAUUGCGAGGUUUUGGGCUGUGAAGGGGGGACAAGAUCAGCAUGAGGAAACAGAAAGCAAGAAAUAAUCACCAGGGGGGCAACAGGGAAGAAAGACAGAAAGCGAGAUGGGAAAACACAACAAGCAAGACAGAAGGCAGGAAAGAAAGGAGAGUAAUGAGGGAGGAAGAGAGAGGCGAUGAAAAGGAAAAAAAAGGAGGCUCUUUCGAUGUUCCCUUUUCCCACAGUGUCUGCUGACGCACGAGCGUUGCAGGGAUGAGUGUGCAGAAUGUGCGCAAAUGUGUGUGUCCCUCAGAGCUCACAGACAGCUCUGAAUAAAUCAUGCCCUGUCGAUGGCAUCCGAGACGGUUGAAACUCGCCGUUAUUGUUUGUCCGAUGAGAACAACCGAGGCCUGUUGGGGAAAAGAUCACCCCUCAGUUUCGUCUUUCUGUCUGUCCAGCAGCCGAGAUGACUUUGUUUCCUUGGAAACUAAAGUAUCUGAAAAAGGAGACGGGAUGGGUGUUGUUAAGAUGAGUGGGUGGGUUCACAUCAGGCGAGGAGCUGCAGCGUUCAAACGAGGUCAGCGCCGACUGCAGGUCCCCUCAGUUAAAUAUUCCUCUUCCUCCUCAGCCAUCAAUCGCCCACUCUCUGAAAAUGACUCUCCCGAGCUCUUUCUGUCUCUCUCCUGUCCUCUUUUUUCUUCUUUACGCCGCUAAGUGUCUUUUUUUUCCGUCUUUGUUGUUGGUGUCCUUUUAAUCCUCAUUAGCGAGGCACUUUUUUUUCUCGUCAAUUCAAUUAUUAGUCUUUCAUUCUCUACCCAUACCCGUCUCUGUCAAAAUGGUGAAAUCUUCAACUCUUCCUCUAACUUUCCCUCUCACACACACACACACACACACACACACACACACACGCACACACUGGCGCUCAUGCUUCAUUUUGGGUGUGUGUCUAUUUCACAAGAAUUUCUUGUUUAAAUAAUAGGGACAUAUUUAUCUUCUCUCCACAUCAUUCCUCUUCCCCUGUCUCUACAGGACAGGGCAGUCGUUACCAUGGCAAUGCCUUCCCUGUGCCCACAGAUCACUAUCAUCUGAGCAAUAGGCAUGAGCGCUCAUGCCUCUUGCCUUCUCCCUGCCGUAGUCGGCUGUCAGUGUGGCUAGAUGCCGAAAUCCCCACCCCACCGCGGUUUGGCAGGAGUUGGCGAUGUUGCGGACAAUUUGGCGAGCAUAGUUUUCUCUGCGGGUGUCUCAUGUGGGCUGUGGCCAGCGAUGGGUUGGGUUACACUCUUGUCAAGGGCAAGGAAAUCGUAGCAGCAAUAUUAACAAUUCCUGGGAGCAAUUAAGGGAAAGUAGGAAACUAAACAUGCAGCAGACAGACAAGUCAAAAACAGCAAAGGCUUUGAUUUUUCUUUUAAUUGCAGAUUGACGGCAUUCACCAUCUGCUUCUUCAACGCCUGUUUGGGCUUUACAGUUAUUGUUUACACCAGCUUCAGGCAAGACGCUGUUUCAAAGUGAGCAGUGCCUCAAGAGGACUAAAAAGUUUUGGGGAAGGAAACUUGGUAAAAUGUAGAGGGGUGAGGACAGGACUGAGAAUAUUUUAAAACCUGGAGGCAAAAGUUUGAUGUUGCAGCUUUAAUUUCACAUCCAAACAAACAAGACACUGACACAUAAGUCUAAAAAAGAAAAUGCCUUGAAUGCUCCUCGCUUAAAGUGUCCUUGAGUAAGACGUUGGACCGUAGCCAUCAGUUAAAACCCCCCAAAUGUGUGAUUAAAGAGUCAGUGACAGAGUAGCUAACAAAGCUGAGAUCUUGCAAACUUGUGUAAGCAAAUCUGAGUAUGACUCGGUCACCGCGCUGGCUCUUCAUGGCUGUGAGCUCAUAGUGGGAAAAGCAGAUUAGCCAACAGGCCGCUGACAGUUGUGUUGGGUCUGUGCUGCAGCCUCGAUGGCAGUGUGGUCUGCGGCAGCAGCUGUUAGGGGUUUGGUGUUGGUGUUGGGAGCCAAACUCCCAUCCAACCCCAGAGGGGCUGCAGAGAAACAAGCUUUAAAUAGGAUUUGACAUUAUAGGACCGAGGAGACAACAACAAUGCUGGGUGUGAUGCGUUAUAUCCCUAUAUUGGAUUUUCUGCCUUUUGAAAAGGUGAUAAUUGAUACUGAUUGACGGAACAAAAAUGGAACAGAUGAUGAAUUUUGAAGGGAAGGGUAGCAAAGGUAACUUGAGUCUUGGGUUGACAAAGUUGAUAUUGUGCUUUCUAGAGAUGUUAAAUCAUGAAUCCAGGCAGUUAUCCAAAGAGGAAUGGUUGUGAACCACUUUGGAUUUCAUCACUUUGCUUCAGCUGCUUCGUUUUUUUGUGCGAUUCUGUGGCAAGUGGAAUUAAAAACUGUUUGCAAAACAUCCACUCCUAAAAAUUAACAUUUAGAAAAAUACUUUAUAAGCUUUUUGAGCAAAAAUAUCAUCAGUGAAUGCUGGUAUCAAACUGACCAAAGUAUUGAAGGCUAGGUUCACAUUUCAAGGCUCAAUGCUCAAUUCUGAUUUUUUUUUUCUCCCUAGAUCCGAUCUUUCUCCCUAGACUGACGUGACACAUAUCUGACAUCAGUGUGAAUGUAUCUCUGCCCUUAAAAGCUUCACAUGUAACCAAUAACAUUUUAGUCAUGGGAAACAAAAACGUCACAUUUAAGGGAAAAAAUGAGUGACUUAGCAGUGCAAGCUUUCAUCUCCCAAAUGAUUUGCUGCAGAGGUUGAAUGACAGUUCAUCAUAUGUUGAGCAUGAAGGUCAGAAAAUGAAGGAACGCAAAAGUUGUAGAAAAUGUUAGCUGCUAUUGCUGGUAGUUCUGUGGAUAGAAGUGUGGGUGUAGCCAGGAGAGGAGUCAGGAGUGAUGGGCCUGCAGUGCGGAGGGUUUCAGGGAGGAAUAGUUCCUAUCCAACUUUAGGAUGUCCACUAUCUCUGUCGGUGCCUCACCACAACACUGUCAUGGCAUGUAGGCAACCUAUUCCCAUCAGAAAGCAUCUGGCAGUCAGGCUCUAGUGGGUGGCGACUGAAGCAGCCUACCGCAACAGAGGUACGGCCUCAGCAGCCUUCUGUAGUUUCAAUGAACAGCUGCGACACUACAUGGUGAGUGAUCUGGGCCAGCACAGUGACGUAUGAUGUGGUAAAAACCAUGGAUGUAUGAAAGAAACACACAUGAAUUCCUACAUGACCAUUCUGACAGGGGUCGCAUGUGUAGCGUCUGGAUAAGUACGGCUCUAGGACCACAUAUGAAAGUGGCCUGGAUCUGAGUGGAUGAAGUUGGAUAACUGCGUUCACUCUACUGUAAAAAAAAAAAAAAAAAAAAAAAAACAGACACGUGACAGCCAAAAAAAAAUCGUAUUUGAGCCACAUUUGCUCGUAAUGUGAACAUAGCCUAAUUUGAUGUACAAAAAAACAAACAGAUCUUACGUACUUCCCUCUGACUUCAGGGCUGUAAACCAAAACCAUGUGCAGGCUCUCCCUGUUUGUCUGUCUGGUGAAAUAAAAGUUCCUAUUCUCAUUUACACGAUGCCACGUGCAAAGAAAACAAAAAGUUUGUGCUGCAUAGCUCAAAGUCAUCUCAGAAAUGGGGCCACGAGGGUGGCUGUUCAAUCCCAUCAAGGGCUGGGCAGUGUGUUUGUGUUUAAGCUCUGCCAAGAGACAUUUAACCAGAGUUAACUCCCAACUCAGGCCUGCUGCAAUCAGGCUGCACAUCUGGUGAACGGUGUGUGUGUGUGCGUGUGUGAGUGUGUGUGUGCACAUAUCAGUAUGUAUGCUAUGCACUUCCAAAAUCAUGUGUGCACGCAACAGACUGAGUGACUCAUGCCAGAUAAGGGUGUCUGGCCCGCUACGAGCCAGGGUUAAAUCACUCGGCCUGUUGCCCCGUUAUCGUCAUGGCAACACUCCUCUUGAUGAAUUUCUGAGAUCCCUAACAGCCUGAAGUCAUCAACCAAGAUAGCAGACCAGUAGGAUAAGAGGUGAGGGAGAGCAGAGGGAGGAUGAUUGAAGAAAACCACCAAACAGUUUUCUAUUUAAUUCUGCUUACACAACCCGACCUGAGUAAAAAAUGCAAAAACCUCAGUCGCUUUCAGUAAAUGUCACGGCACCACAGAGCCGAGAAUAGUGACACAGACACAUGCAGUGUGCACCAUUAAACUGCACACACCUCUGUUUUUUUUUUUCUCGUCGAUUUGACUGACUCACCACAGCAAGCAAACAAUUUGUACGAGAAGCAGAAAAGGUAGACAGAAAAAAUAAAUCUUGAUUCAGGAAUAAAACAUGAAUGGGGAAUAUUUUUCGGACAGAGCGAAAACAAGACAAAAAAAGACAGAGUCGUGGUUAAAUCAGAGCCAAGGCUUGAUGAAUGGAGACUCAAAUCCAAAAAGAGACAGUUUGGAAAUAAUCCUGUCAGUGCUGUUCCCUGCAACUGUCUCAUUGGAUGUAGCAUGGUAAUGACAUCGGGAGAGGAGGGAGGUAAUAAGCUUGACCGAACGGCUUUGAUUUUUCACUUUGAUGAGGGAAAGUCAUCGCAGCAAUGAAAUGAAAACUGUCUAAAUGAAGGGAGCAGCUCAUCAUCCCUGUAAAAGGAGAUUUGUAGACCAGUGAAAGCUAAAGUGAAAGCAAGGUUGUGAUCUUGAACAAUUGGGGCGGCGUUCGCUGAGCUUGUAGCGGAUUCAAAGUGUUUGAUAUCCGAAGAGGAGGGUUCUUGUCUCUUGUGUCUUGUCUUGCUCAAGGACACUUAAGUAUUGUGGCCACUCAGCAGAUGUUAAAGCACUUAAACCUGUGACAUUUACAUUCCUGGACAGUCUGACUAAUCGCAGCUCUGGCCUGGUGCCUGCUGUCAUUUCUGUCAUGAUCAGUCACAAAAUCAAUAAAGCAAUAACACACAUGGGAAAGGAAAUAGCUGCAGCCUGUAGUCACAAAAUACCUUGGGGAUGUUACAGCUUAUUUACAGCAUGUUCAGCGUUUUUACAGGGGUGUCAGACAUUAUCCAAAGAAACGAGCUUUGACUGUUAAUUUGAUCAGAUUUUCUCGGGCUCUCUACCAACAAAUGUUCUGCAGUAAACAUGGCUGCGUGCUUCGGGUGAUUGGAACACAGGGAAUAAAUUAAGUGUAAAAUGCUAAACUGUAAACGAGACAGACAUUGCAGACAGUUUUGGAGUUGUGUUGCUAGGAAACAGCUCAGCGCCAUCUUUAUGUCUUUUCAGUUAUUAAUAUAAGCUACAGGAAGCAAACUUUGACCCAUUCUGUGGGUUAAUGUCUGAGAAUGGAGUGGUCUAAUCUCAGGAUGUGGGUGCUGUCACAGGGUUUCUAUACAGGUUGUCUGCUACAUUAUUCUUCAGUAUAUCAGGGCUCUGUCAGUAUGUAGUUGACUGCUGAAUAAAAGCCAAUCAGCCGUUUUUUCCCCCCCUGACUUGAGCUUUAAGCAUAUUUUCUUUGCAUGAAUUCAUAAAUUAGCAACUCACUUUAUUCUUACAGGUGCACCUGAAGGCUUAAAGGGACACUCCAGUGAUUCAGUAAGGCACUUGAGGGACUCCAAAGACACAGAUUACAAAAGAAUGAUCAAAAUUGGUGCAGCAGAGGUCAAGAUCUUCUCCAAAAAGCCUUGAUUAAUCAUUUCCCAUCACGCAACUCUUCUUGAUUAACCCUCUCUGCCUGGUAAAUGUUCACGUCUGUAAGGGGCCGUACACAUGCCACGUCCUUAACUGCAAGGUCAGGUACUCAGUGCUACUGUUGUGCCUACUUGUGCCAACUUUCAAGGGCACAGAGGAGGGCAGGUUGCAUCCAAGGUUGCUAAGUGACCAUAACCAGCACUGCAUCACAGUUUACUUACCUGAGUGCAGAGCUGAUUUUCCAGGCAUUGUUUUGUAAGUGUGGAUGAGGCCAAAAAUAUUGUCGGUGGGACAGAUGCAAAGCUCUGGGCAGCCCAGCACUGAAAUCAACUUCUUCCUCAGAAGAAGGGAAAGAUAUCUGCUAUCUGUGAUUGGUUGUUCCUCGUCACAUGACAUGCGGUGCGCACUGCUGCUUUCUAAAAUUUGAACUCUGUUUAUCUCUGGGCGCAGCCGUCACGCCCUGAAAAACAGGCGCUUGGGAGCUGUGAUGGCGUCGCUCAGGCUUUUGAGCGCACCUGCCUUGCAUCUUCAUUGAAAACGAUGAAUUUGAGGGUACCAAAAUGCAACAUGUGUACAGCCCCUUAACCUCAAUGCCACCACUUUAUAGCACAGGCUUUCUGUUAAAAAUGUGUUGUUUUAAAGCCCAAGGUGAGAUAACCCCGAUGACAUCAUUAUGACAACAUUGGGCUUAUUUUCUCGAUCUUGACAUGGCUCCUCUAGAGCCACGGGAAACAUUACACGACAGUUGUCACAGGUUGAGUAGUACUAACCACGCCUAGUAAACUGCAGUGCCAACUUUGACCUUACAGAAUAUUGUUUCCAAAAUCACAAACGUCAGUCUAAAACAAUCACCAUCAGCCUUUAAAACCCUGCUAAUGGUCCAGCUCUCUUUUCAGCCAACUUCCUAACCAUCAACACAUGUUCAUAGCGUUCAGCACGUGUGUGUAUCCUGUACAGAUGUGAGUCUCCAGGGCUGUGUUGCCCCACCACCUUCACCACAAUCACCCCCCAUCUGUUGUUUUGCUUGCAGAGUGGCUGCCUGUCUACGGGGCUUACAUGCCUUCACGGCCCUGGCCCCUCGCCAGCCCUGUGGCUUCCACCGAUUGAUCUUUUCCAAGAAACAUUAGCGGCAGGCAGGCCGGAAAUCAAGGAGGAGGGUGCGGGGGUGUGGAGAGUCACUUUACUUGGGUCUCUUUCUGACUUUGUUGUUCAAGUCAUUUCUUUCUUUUUCCUCUCUUUCCGGUGGCUCCUAUAUGGGUCUGGAAUGUGUGGUAACCUUUAGCAAAACACAAAACAAGUGCCAAGUGUGCCAUCUUGGCAAGCCAAAAAACUACUUUUCCUGUAGUUUUGACUCCUCGUGUCACAUAUCACAGUCUUCAUCAGUGGAAGAUUGCAGCUGUUAUAUGUUAAACACCCUCAACCCUUCAAAUCAACGAAUUAAGUUCUCAAAAAUGGGAACCAGAAUAUGCCUCCUGUCAGGCCACAGCGACAGAAAGCUGCUGCUGCUGCUGCUGUUGUCUUGGCUGCAAACAUGUUGUUAUUCUCUUCAUGUAAGCGACGGAAAGCAUUCGCAUUCCACAAGCUGAGCGAUCGCAUUAACUCCGACAGCUGCAACUUUGUGUCACCACUGAUUGGAAAGUACUCGGUGUUACUAACCACAAGCAUUGCCCAAAACAAGUGCAAGUCUUUUAACUUGUUUUUUUGUGCUUAGUUGGACUCCAGGGCUGGAUUUGUUAGUAUUAGACUGAAACCUAUCAAUGGUAUUAUAGGGGUCAGUUCACCCAAAUAACAAAACACUUCCCUCUAGUGCUGCAGAAUCCAGCUUUUGUUUUCUAUCAUCCCCUUAUACAAUGGAGGAUAACAGCAUUGAAAAAUGUCAUUUAUUGUCUCUGCAGUUUUUCUUGGAACUACUUUCGACCAAAGUAAUACUGCCUAUGAAAACUGAUGACCACAUAUUCUGUGAACAGCCAGAGUCACAGACGCUGUUCCUGGAAAGAGAUGAUGCUAUUGAAUUUUUGUAGGUUUGUGAAAACCACAAAAGAUAUUCUUUAAACUUCCUUUGUACUGGGGUGAAGGCAAAUGUCUCAAAACUUUGCCAGAUCCAACCAAAACUAUCUGCAUGACUAGAAUACCACUAGAGGUAGGUGAGGACAUUUGUGUGAACUCAGCCUUUAAAACGUUAAAAAAAGUACCAGUGAAAAAGAGAAAGCCUCAGAAUGUUGGAUUCUUCCCCCAAGAACUAAAACCUUCCUUUUGUUUAUGGGUCCUUUUAAUGAGUAAAUCAAUUGGGCGCGGUCCAGUUCUGUUCAGUGAAGCAGCCAACUCACGUAAAAGUUCCAUGGAAAAUAAUUUGCCCUAUCACACAUUGAAGUGGGCUCCAAUUCAGCAAAGCAAAUACACCAAAUUAGGUAGCAGUGUAGAGGUGGUGUUGCAUAUGAAAUAGUGGAAACUUUAGUAGUGAUGAGCAGGAAACUCCUGUAAACAUGUCGCGUUUUGUCCAAUGAACACGUCUGGUAUCUAUAAUAGCAAAAUAGGAGAGGUGUGAGCGAGUGUUUGUCAGUCAGGGCUCAUAACACGACUAUUUGUGCUCCAGGACAGAUUGUUGGCUUCGGGGGUGGGUGUGGGACCAGUCUGGUCCAGGAGUCCAUAUGUUGUGACACCGCAGAUCAAAAAGAUGAAAGUCAGUGUGGCGCUGCAGAGACAGAUGGACGCAGUGACACAUACUACGUGCGCGAAAAGUCGGGCACACAGACAGGCCGACACCUGGCUGCAGAUCAGAUGCCAUCAGACACUGGAGGGAAGGGAUGUGUGUUGAAUGUGUGUCUCUUGUUGCUGCGUGAGACUACGCAAUAUGGCCAAAAGUAUGUGGACAACACUCAACAUUAUUUUGUGUAAUUUUGCAUGGUUUAAGGUUCGGCCCGUUUGUUGCAACUGUGAGAAUCAUUGAAGUAUUUCUCAGUGACAGCAAAUAUAUGUGACUAAACAGUCAGAGUUUAAUAUUACUCUAGGGGUACUACUGAUUAAAAAUUUAAAGGAAUAGUUCAACAUUUUGGGAGAUACUCCAGAAAGUCACCGGGGCUGGACCUGAAUGUCAACUAUUUGGAUUAGAGUCCACCCAUGCACACACAUCACACAUUAACAAGGCUAACUGUUAGCAUCACACGGCUAACUUUAACGAGUUAAACAAUAGAGUCAAGCCAUUUCGGCGUUGGUGUGAGUUUGUUGAAACCGUUAAACAACAGCAAUGUUGUCAGAUGUUAGCCGCUGCUACCUUGUUGGCUCAUGCUAACCAGGCAGACGUUUAUCUGACCGUUCGCCGGGAAGAAAGCGGCUCCUGAGACAGUCUCCUACAGCGUUGCAUCUAACCUGUGUAGCAGAAACAUUGUGUUUUGUAAAUAUGAAUCUCAAAUACUAAAUUGGUUGCAGUUACUAUGGUCAGAUUUGGAGUCUACUGUGAUGACUCCCAUCCCAGCAAAAGCUUCAGAUAUUCGCUGCUGAUUACUACCAAAGCUCCAAAAGAUGCUACAUACUGCUACCAGCCAGGAAAUUGUCUGGUUUAUAGCCCCAAUAAAACAUCCAGAUAUUAUUUUUACAAUUCAGCAAUCAGUUUUCUUGGCAAAAGGACGGAUUUCCCAAAAUGUCAAACUUUCCCUUUACCACUCAGCACCUUUUUAACUGCUUUAUCAGGACUUUGUGGGCUUGCUUUCAUUAGAACUGACCGACAAUGAUCAUAACACCCAUCAGCUGUCAUCAGAUUCUGAAUCAGAAGCUGCUGAAUCCUGAUUGCUGCUUUUUCCGUCUUUGUAAUUGAGUCACACCCACUGCAAACCAGCGGAAGAGCAGGGACAAAAAAGGAAAAACAGAAAAUUCAUGUGAAACAGCCAAAACUACUCCCACUUUGGCAGAAAAUACUGUGUCCACGCAGGAUCCCAUCACUCAUAGUAAGAAGUUGAUUGCGAACAUAUGUUUUCAAGGCCUUUAAUGCUACAGCAUACAGUGAUAUUUUAGACUACUGCCAACUCUGUGGCAAUGGUGGGAAACCUUUUCCUGUGUCAACAUGACAGUGCCCCCAUGGCCUGAGUAUGGUCCAUAAAGAUGUGGUUUUCUUAGUUCAGUGUGGAGGAGCUUGACUGACCUGCAUAGUGCACUGACAUUAACCUCACCCAACACCUUUGAGAUGAAUUAAUUAAUGCUCCUGUGGCUGUGUUGGAGAAAAUCACUGCAGCCAGGUUCCAAAUUCUUGUGGAAAGCCUUCCCAGAAGAGUGAAGCAGUUACAGCAGCAGAUGAAUGUCCAUGGUUUCGGAAUGAGACGUUCAACAGUCACAUAUGGGUAUCAUUUUCAGAUGUCUACAUACUCUUGUUCAUGUAGUGUGUUUAGUCCUUUUCUGCGUGCAUGUGUGUGGUCUGCUUUGUAACUUGAGCCUACCUGCAAUUCCCAGAAACUUGCCGUCCCCAAGCAGCCCAACCUGAAGUGAGACAGAGGCAGAGAAAGAGAGGGUGACAGGGUUAGAAUAAAGAGGCAAACAAAGGGGAGGGAAAGAGGGCAAGAGCGAGCCUCUAGAGGGGUUUGAAUUCCCCGCAAUCAAAAAUGGAGACUGAGAUGGAAAGAGGGAGUGACUGAAUCUUACAAUCACAGACUUCCCACAUUUAUAGCCCCCACCAUUUUUGGGUUUGGUUUUGCACUUAUGCUUUUGUGUGAAGUCAAUCGAUUCUGUUUUAAUUAUUGUUUUUGGUGGGAGUCUGAGAAAAAGAGACGACACGAUGAUGACUUUUUUUUUUUUUUUUUGGCCCUCUGUUUUUCUAUUUAACUUUGUUUUUGUACAUUUUUUUUGUAACUUUCAUCCACUUGGCAGCUUGAUAUUUAAUGUCUUUUUAAGGCGGUGUGUGUAUGUGAGUAAAUGUGUAUGUGUGUGUGUGUGUGUGUGUGUGUG